Messenger RNA from Pseudophryne corroboree (corroboree frog), 3343 nucleotides. It is a transcript of the gene CLDN1, whose product is annotated as claudin 1. The record is from RefSeq and is a predicted model, not a curated record. Gene Ontology annotation, biological process: cell adhesion; bicellular tight junction assembly. The transcript is spliced from 4 exons. Lineage: Eukaryota; Metazoa; Chordata; Amphibia; Anura; Myobatrachidae. The coding region runs from base 207 to 842 and encodes 211 amino acids. Gene Ontology annotation, molecular function: structural molecule activity. Gene Ontology annotation, cellular component: bicellular tight junction; plasma membrane.
ACAUCUGGGAGAGUUUAAAUAAAGCUGAUACACAAAAUUGUUCAUAUACAGUAGGUGUUAGACUGUCAGGCUACUCAUCCACUCCUCUUACGAAUAUUAUAUAAUAGGGGAAAGAUCUUUUAGCACUUACUAUCUAUUUUAUACAUAGAAAUUUAUCUUAUUUACAUUAGAUUAGAACGUCUUUUAAGCAAUUCCAGUUGCAGAAGAUGGCCAAUACAGGCUUACAGAUUCUAGGAUUUGCAUUGGCUUGCAUAGGAUGGAUCGGGUUUAUAGUGGCAGUAGCUAUCCCCCAGUGGAAGAUGUCCUCUUUUGCUGGAGAUGCCAUCAUUACAGCACAGGUCACCUAUGAAGGACUGUGGAUGUCCUGUGUCAUGCAGAGUACAGGGCAGAUGCAAUGCAAAUCUUAUGAUUCCUUGCUGAAAUUGGGAAGCACUAUGCAAGCUACAAGGGCACUGAUGAUCUGUGGGAUUCUUCUGGGCUUCUUUGCAACUUGUAUUGCUGCUGUGGGGAUGAAAUGCUUAACUUGCCUUCAAGAUGAUGAGGUGAAGAAGGCCAAGGUUGGAAUCGUAGGUGGUGUCCUCUUCAUUAUUGCUGGUCUCUGUGUUCUUAUUGCAACAGCUUGGUAUGGAAAUCAAAUUGCCAAGGAUUUCUAUAAUGUGUUUACACCAAGCAACUCCAAGUAUGAGUUUGGUCCAGCUUUAUUUAUUGGUUGGGCUGGUGCUGCAUUAGCAAUUUUGGGAGGUGCUUUGCUGUGCUGUUCCUGUCCCAGAAAAGAAACAUCGUACCCACCACCCAGAGCUUACAACAAAAAUGCACCUUCGACAGGGAAGGACUAUGUGUAAUUGAAAAGCAGAGAAUAACCAGCUGUGCAUUCCACUGGACUUGACAAUCUCUUUCCCAUUGCCAUCAUGAUAACAGAUCCAUUUGCCAAAUUACCUGCUCUUUGCCAGCAACUCAAUGUAUUGUUUAAUAAUGGGUUCACAGAGGUACAAACUAUCUUAGCAUGAGGGUAACUAGAUGGCAAUAUCCAAUAUAAAAAUUGAGUUGUGGUUAAGCAAUUGAAUUUUAUCCUUACCGUAAGUGAGACAGGGCAGCCUUACUAGAUCACAAGCUCCCCUAGAAUCCAUGUUGAUUAUUAUACCCUACACUAAGAUACUGCUUAGGAGACAAAAUAAGUAUAACAUCAGAGUUACGGAGGUACAUUACAUUACAUUGCACAUGUUGUUAAAGCCAUUAAAAUGCUUUUCUACAUUAAUAGUAUGCACAGUAUCAGCAAUUACUGCCCAAUACACAAAUUUAUAAGUAGUGUAUUAAGCACAUUUUACAUAUUAGAAUUUUACAAUCUCAAAGGUUAUUUUUUGCAUAAUAAGGUAUUACGGGACAUGUAGCUCAUUCUUCAUAGUUAAAAGGAGCUAAGUAACUAUUUAUUGCAUUUAAUGAAAUACUAUGUAAACCAGCAGCAUUAAUUCAUGGACUGUAGCCAACAAAACAUACAGUAAUGAGUACUUUGUUCCAACAGUCUCAUAUCAAAAAGGGAGACUAUUUUGGGUAUUUGUACUUGAAUUACAUUUUGUGUGGAUUUUGGAAUAAUGUAUGACCUUGUAAAACAGUAAAGCAAAAUUCAGUGAAUUUAUCAAGAGUUGCCCCCAAUUAAAUUUUCUUUCAAAUUGUCUUCCCCAGAAGCCAUCACAUUUGUCAGGAGAACCUUUGAGCUUUACAUCAUUAUUUACCAGUUGUUUCUGUAAAACAAAGCAGUCUUUCAGAACUACAGUAUAUGAUUGCUCAGCUAAUUACUGGAUUUGUUGUUAAUGUUCGUGGUGGAAGAUAUUUUCCUUUACACUCAUUAUUAUUUAAAGUACAUUCUAUUUAGGUUUGCACCAGUUUCAGGAUGAAUUUAAAUGCAAACCAGAUUAUUAUUUUUUUGGCACAAUCUGUGCUAGAAAGGGACAGUAUGCAGGGGCGGAUUGAAGGGAGAGAACGCCCAUAGGCACAACAGUAAAUUAUACCCCCCCCCCCUCCCCACACACACACACCCCUGCCUAAUGUUAUUAUAUUUAUUGAUUGGUCCUCAUUUGAUGACAGCCAAUUUAAUAGCAUAAUACAGGUUGAGUAUCCCAUAUCCAAAUAUCCGAAAUACGGAAUAUUCCGAAAUACAGACUUUUUUGAGCGAGAGUGAGAUAGUGAAACUUUUGUUUUCUGAUGGCUCAAUGUACACAAACUUUGUUUAAUACACACAGUUAUUAAAAAUAUUGUAUUAAAUGACCUUCAGACUGUGUGUAUAAGGUGUAUAUGAAACAUAAAUGAAUUGUGUGAAUGUACACACACUUUGUUUAAUGCACAAAGUUAUAAAAAAUAUUGGCUAAAAUUACCUUCAGGCUGUGUGUAUAAGGUGCAUAUAAAACAUAAAUGCAUUCUCUGCUUAGAUUUAGGUCCCAUCACCAUGAUAUCUCAUUAUGGUAUGCAAUUAUUCCAAACUACAGAAAAAUCCCAUAUCCAAAAUACCUCUGGUCCCAAGCAUUUUGGAUAAGGGAUACUCAACCUGUAACAAAUUAUAAUACAUAAUUACUAAGUAGGACAGCUUACAGUGGCAACACGUGCAUGUCCUAUCGGUUUACACUUCAUUCAAGAUGGCAAAUGGUACAGUACAGUAGAAAUAUUUUGCAGUUAUUGGUACUUUUUGGGUUGACAGUACCAACACAAACAUCCAAGUGUCGCCCCAAAACAAGUGCCGCCCCUAGGCAUGCGCCUCACGUGCCUAAUGGGAAAUUUACCAUUGACAGUAUGUACUAACCUUUUGCAAUGGGGAACCCAUUUACUUUACAGAGUAAAUUUCAUUUUUUUUAUUUUUUUUUUACUUUUUAAAUGUACCUAGAAUUUAUGCAGUUUAACAACACAAAUAUCUGUCCUUCCCAUGUUUUUCCUGGAAGCUUAGGGCUGACUAUCACUCGGCAUUUUAAUUGCUGAUAUUAUUGCAGUCUGGUUUUAAUAUGCCAAGGAGCAUUGAUGAGAGAAUGAAGCCAGAGGCUACCCAGAUGUUGGUGAACUACAACUCUAAACAUUCAGCAGCUUGGUAGGACAAUGAAAGUUGUAGUACAAAAGCUGGAGAACCACAGGUUGUCUACUUCACCAAUAGAGUUUAAUCAUUUCAACGACAUCACUGUCCCUAUUAUAGUACAUUAUGUUAUAUAGUUUUCUUUUUUUUAUGUAAUAGUAAUUUCUAAUGUCAGGUUCAACUUGUAACAUUCUUACAAGGCAGAAUGAACAAGCUAUUCAAAUUUCAGUUGGGGUUUGAUUGCAGUCAAUGCUAAUAUAAUGAACCAGAUUGUAUUAUUGUUAUUAUGAU